GGGCUCAGGCGGGGCGCUCGGUCAGGCGGUUACGACCAGGAGGCGUCGGAACCUGGCGUCGUAGGGCUGUGCUGCGCGGUCAGUCCCAUUCACCCUCGCCUGGCGCUCUCCGGCGUGGGCGGGCCGGACCUCCGCCGCUUCCAGGAAGGGCCGUGGGCCGUGGGACCCCAGCGAGGCGGCCAGUUACUUUGUAGUUUCACUCAGAAAAACAUAUGGAGACAUUUAUACCCAUUGAUUUGACAACUGAAAAUCAAGAGAUGGACAAGGAGGAAACUAACACAAAACCAAGACUUUUAAAAUACGAGGAGAAAAAACACGAAGAUAUAAAACCAUUAGAGACUCAACCAACUGAAAUAGCAGAAAAGGAAUUGGAAUAUAAAACAGUUAAAGCGUUCACUGAAUCUUUGAAGUCAGAGAAAACAGAAGAUUACCUUAAAGAAAAUAUAACUCAACAACAUAUGGUUUCUCCAGAACCAGCUUCGCUUAGGGAGAAAGGGAAGUCAUGGAGAAAAAAGGAUCAAACUCAUGCUUGUCCAAAAGUUAGGAAAGCCAGGCCUGUGUCAUAUGAUAGAACAGAACCAAAAGAUGAUGAUGUGAUAAGAAAUAUUAUUAGGCUACGAGAAAAGCUUGGUUGGCAAACUGUAUUACCGCAGCACAGUUUGAAAUAUGGAAGUUCCAAAAUUGCAGUUCAGAAGAUUACUUUAAAGAAACCUUUGGAAGAUGAUGGAGAAUUUGUAUAUUGCCUUCCUCGGAAAAGUCCUAAAGCCCUUUACAAUCCGUAUGAUCUUCAGGUCACUAAUAUCGUUGGUAGUAUAGAGGAAGUAGAACUCAUACCUACUUUGGAAUGGCUAUCAGAAAGAAGACAUUACUAUUUAUUACGUCAAUUCAAGAUAUUUUCUGAUUUCCGAAUGAAUAAAGCAUUUGUCACCUGGAAAUUGAAUGUUAAAAGAAUUAAGACAGAGAAGAGCAGAUCAUUUUUGUACCACCAUCUUUUUUUGGCUGAUGACUUAUUUCAAGCCUGUUUGCUUUAUAUAAGAGGACUUUGUGAAGAUGCAAUUAAUCUCAAAAAUGAUAAUGACCAUGAAAAUAAUCUAUCUGCCAUAUGCCUUGUAAAGCUGGAUAGUUCUCGAACAUAUUCUCUAGAUGAAUUUUGUGAAGAGCAGUUACAGCAAGCUACCCAGGCAUUGAAACAACUUGAGGACAUCAGGGAUAAGGCAAUUUCAGAGAUGAAAAGUACUUUUCUAAAGGUUGCAGAAAAGAAUGAAAUCAAAAGGUAUUUUGAGUCAAAACUCUCUGAAGAUGACACAACACAUUUCAAGCUGCCUAAAUAUAGACGUUUAUUAGAAACAUUUUUCAAGUUUGUAAUGCUGAUUGACUACAUAUUUCAGGAACUCAUUCGUCAACUUAUGAACACUGCAGUCACACUACUUUUGGAAUUAUUUAAUGGUUCUGCUGGAAUGCCAUUUUCAGUGGAAAAAAAGAAUGAAAAUCUCAUCAGGUAAAUUAUUUUUUUGAACUCAAAAAGUAACUUACAAUUAUAAUAUUUUAACAUAUUGCCACAUAUGGAGGAAAUAUUCAAUAAUUUAAGCUAGAGUUUGAAAAUUCUCCUGGUGGCAAAGUACAUGUACUCAUUUUUGCUAUUAACAGAAAUUAUUAUUUAGUAAUACCUUACUUAAUAUUGGUGCUAUAGGAUGCCCAGUAGAAUUUUAAUUUCACAUAAAUGAUACAUGAUUUUUAGUAUACUUUAAGUAUUACCUAUGUUAAAAAUUAUUGUUUAUCUGAAAUUCAGAUUUCUCUGAUAAUUUAGCAAAUAUAUAUUUUAUUUGUUAUAUCUGGCAAUUCUGCGCCUAGGUAUACUCUGUCUUCCAAGGUCAGAGUUAGUUUUUAAAGAUAAUGUGAGAAUUCUGGAAGGAGCUACAAAGUCCAAUUGGAAUUUGAGUCAAUUCCAAGAAAUAUCUAUUGAAUAUUUUCCCAAUGAGAAAACUAUCUGAAAAAUAUUUUUACCUUCUAAACACUACUGUUAAAAACAAAGCAUUUUUCUUAUUUUCAACAACUAGAUAUAUCUACCAUAACUAGUGAAACAGGAAUAUUAAUUGAAAUGAUGGCAUACUUUGUAGCUGGUGAAACAGGACUAUGAAUUGAAAUGAUGGCAUGCUUUAAUUUUUAUUUAUCAAAAUUUAAUAAUGUCAUUUUAGGCUAAUUACAGUUUUAUAACUAGAUAGCUGAAAAUAUAUCAAU
Mandrillus leucophaeus (drill) is the source of this 2238-nucleotide messenger RNA. RefSeq names its product dynein heavy chain 14, axonemal-like. Lineage: Eukaryota; Metazoa; Chordata; Mammalia; Primates; Cercopithecidae. The transcript has 11 exons. The coding region runs from base 213 to 1502 and encodes 429 amino acids. The record is from RefSeq and is a predicted model, not a curated record.